Molecule: messenger RNA, 1710 nt
Organism: Magnolia sinica
Lineage: Eukaryota; Viridiplantae; Streptophyta; Magnoliopsida; Magnoliales; Magnoliaceae
Product: cell division protein FtsY homolog, chloroplastic
Exons: 12
Coding region: 162-1268 (368 amino acids)
Biological process (GO): SRP-dependent cotranslational protein targeting to membrane
Cellular component (GO): membrane
Molecular function (GO): GTPase activity; signal recognition particle binding; ATP hydrolysis activity
Source: RefSeq, a predicted model, not a curated record
AAAACCUUCAUGCCAGGGGCUUUUUCGUAGUUCUGUGAAAACCCGCGAGUGUUUUCGUAAUCUGCCUCUGCCUCGAGCAAAAGAUGAGGUGAUGAAGCAGUGACGCUUUCGAAUCCCCUCUCUCCUCUCUGACAAAACAAGCUCGAAAGAAGGAGAAGAAGAUGGCUUCUCCUUCUCCAAUAUCCUUUCUCCUCCCAUCUUCUUCUUCUCCAUCCAAACCCCCUCUCCCUCAUCUCCCGCCAAAACCCUCACUUCCCUUAAGCAAGAACCGGUUCCCUCGGUUCAAAUGCUCUGCUGGCCAGGCCGGGUUCUUCACGAAGCUGGGCCGCCUGAUAAAGGAGAAAGCCAAGAGCGAUGUGGAGAAGCUCUUCUCCGGUUUCUCAAAGACCCGAGACAAUCUUGCCGUCAUCGACGAGCUUCUCCUCUACUGGAAUCUCGCCGACACCGACCGUGUCCUUGAUGAACUCGAGGAGGCUUUACUGGUCUCUGAUUUUGGGCCGAGGAUUUCUAUCAAAAUCGUCGAUAGCUUGCGAAGCGAUAUUUUAGCAGGAAAGCUUAAAUCUGGAAGUGAGAUUAAGGAUGCUUUGAAGAAAAGCGUACUUAAUUUGUUGACAAGCAAAGCAAAAAAGACAGAACUUCAACUGGGGUUCAGGAAACCGGCAGUAAUCAUGGUUGUUGGUGUAAAUGGAGGUGGAAAGACGACAUCUCUCGGAAAGCUUGCUCAUAGAUUAAAGAAUGAGGGGAUAAAGAUAUUAAUGGCAGCCGGCGAUACAUUUAGAGCAGCUGCGAGUGAGCAACUGGAAGUUUGGGCUGAGAGGACUGGGUCAGAGAUAGUUGUGGGUGAAGGAGAGAAGGUCAAAGCAUCAUCAGUUCUUUCCAAGGCCGUAAAAAGGGGGAAAGAAGAAGGUUUUGACGUAGUUCUAUGUGACACUUCUGGACGUCUACACACUAACUACAGUUUGAUGGAAGAGUUGCUUGCUUGCAAAAAAGCUGUUGCUAAAGUCAUUUCUGGUGCACCUAAUGAGAUUUUGCUAGUUUUGGAUGGGACAACUGGCUUGAACAUGCUCCCGCAGGCAAGGGAAUUCAAUGAAGUAGUUGGAAUCACGGGCUUGAUCCUAACAAAGCUUGAUGGUUCUGCUCGAGGUGGCUGUGUGGUGAGUGUGGUGGAUGAACUUGGCAUUCCUGUAAAGUUUGUGGGCGUUGGGGAAAGGGUGGAUGACCUUCAGCCAUUUGAUGCAGAGGUCUUUGUUGAUGCCAUUUUCUCCUGAAAAUUGAAGAGAAAGUUGUUCUAUAUACAUUAUUCUGAAGUUACAGAAGCAUGAAAUGCUGUUUAUUAAGAUAGGAUAGUGAUCGGCUUUCAGCUAUGUACAAAAUUUGAGUUGACAAAGCUUGGCAAGGAAGAUAAGCACCCAUCAUGUUUACAAGUGAAGAAUGCAAUGGUGAACUACACCUGCUCUAAGGACAGAAAGAAAGACUUCUGCCGGCAAAGUCUCUGGUUGAAUAUUAUUCAAGGAUUUCCAAACAAUUUUCUUUUUCUGGAUAAAAUGUGACUAUAGGGGCGGUACAAAUCCAGUAUUUGAGAAAUUUGUACUUUUUGUUUGACCCAAGUUUUAUGAUUUUUCAUGCGGAUGAAAACCUGCCAUUUGAUGAAGAAUCCAUGGAUACUCUCUCUUGAUGGAUGAAUGGAUGCGAAUGGGUGGCUUAAGUUUU